CGGCGCAGGUGGACUUCUGCCAGGUGCUGCAGAUCUUCUUCCCCUUCAGCACGCAGCUCUACCCCCGCGAGUUCCCCGGCCACGACCCCCGCGACUGCCCGCGCGACGUGGGCAAGGCGGCGGCGCUGCGCCUGGGCUGCAUCAACGCCGAGUACCCGGACUCCUUCGGCCACUACCGCGAGGCCAAGUUCUCCCAGACCAAGCACCACUGGUGGUGGAAGCUGCACUUCGUGUGGGAGCGGCUCCGGGCGCUGCGGGAGCACGCGGGGCUGGUGCUCUUCCUGGAGGAGGAUCACUACCUGGCCCCCGACUUCUACCACGUCCUCAAGCAGAUGUGGGCGCUGAGGCAGCAGGAGUGUCCGGAGUGCCAGAUCCUCUCCCUGGGCAGCUACAAUGUAGUGCGGGGCGGCUUCUCCGGCAAGGCCGACAAGGUGGAGAUGAAGACGUGGAAGUCCACCGAGCACAACAUGGGCAUGGCCUUCAGCAGAGAGACGUACCAGCAACUGAUCGAGUGCACGGAUGCCUUCUGCACCUAUGACGACUACAACUGGGACUGGACGCUGCAGCAUUUGACUAUCUCUUGUCUUCCAAAGUUCUGGAAAGUGCUAGUACCUGAAAUCCCCAGGGUUUUUCAUACAGGGGACUGUGGUAUGCACCACAAGAAAUCCUGCAGACCAUCCACCCAGAGUGCCAAAAUCGACUCUCUCUUAAACAACAACCAACAGUACCUGUUUCCUGAAACAAUGAGUGUCAGUAAAAGGUACUCCAUGGCACCUCUCUCUCCUCAUGUGAAAAAUGGAGGGUGGGGAGAUAUUAGAGACCAUGAACUCUGUAAAAGUUACCGCAGACUGCAGUGAAAAAGUCACACUCUCAUAAUAGCCUCUUUCAAAUUAUUCCAUAUUGUCUUAUGGACAAACAUGUAUAAAAGGGUUUGAUUUCUGCUUUAAUAAUAAACAUUCUUGUAAAAGGUGU
Messenger RNA from Pelodiscus sinensis (Chinese soft-shelled turtle), 972 nucleotides. NCBI's taxonomy places the organism in Eukaryota, Metazoa, Chordata, Testudines, Trionychidae. The record is from RefSeq and is a predicted model, not a curated record.